Messenger RNA from Argentina anserina (silverweed cinquefoil), 1794 nucleotides. Its product is annotated as UPF0481 protein At3g47200-like. The transcript is spliced from 2 exons. NCBI's taxonomy places the organism in Eukaryota, Viridiplantae, Streptophyta, Magnoliopsida, Rosales, Rosaceae. The record is from RefSeq and is a predicted model, not a curated record. Bases 1 to 1794 code for a protein of 597 amino acids.
AUGACUUCACCGUCUUCACAAAUGAAUGGAGCAAGUGUUCGGGUUGAGUGCACUGAACCAGAACCUGUCUUGGACGAGUGGUGCAUCUACAGGGUUCCUAGCAAACUCCGGAAUGUAAAUAAAGCCUCAUACACUCCUCAAUUACUUUCGAUCGGCCCUUUCCACUAUGGCAGUCCAAAUCUGAAGGAUAUGCAAAGCCAUAAACAGAAAUAUUAUGAGAAAUUUCUCCUACGCUGUUCAAAGAAUGAGGCUGAGCUGAAAGCGUUGGUCAACCAGCAUCAGGACAGAAUUCUUAGCUUUUAUGCAGGUUACAUCGAGUGUAGAGGCAACUUUAUGGACAUGAUUCUAGUUGAUGCUUGCUUCAUCAUUGAACUGUUUAUUACAGACUCUGAAACAGAAAAUCAUCACAUACUGAGGUCACCUUGGAUGAGGAAAGCUGUAGUGACGGACUUGAUACUGUUUGAAAAUCAGAUUCCUUAUUAUUUUCUUGAAAAGCUUUAUGACUUUGCUGAGCCUCAGAUUCACGUCCAGCUUGAACCUGCUCAGCUGCCUCAGCACCAGCCUGAACCUGCUCAGCAUCAAUUUCUUAAAUAUUCCUGCAACUUCUUUAAAGAAUACUACAAGAAGGAUAAAGCCCCUGGAGUAAACCCGAAACAUUUCACUGAUUUGGUAAGAGAUUUUGUGUGUACAAAAGAGGUGAAAGUUAACUGUUUUAGUGAUAAUCAAAAAAGAUGUAAAUAUGAUGUGAGAAAGCUCAAGGCGGCAGGGGUAAAGUUUACACAUCUUGCAGAACCCUUUGUCAUAAAGGAAUUGUCAUCAACAAGGGUUAAGUUACCAUCUCUUACAACCAAGGAGUUAAAGCUUACACGAUUCUGGGCAACGUAUGAUGCAGAAAGCGUCAUAAGAAACAUUAUGGCCUUAGAACAACUCAUCUACCCAGAACAGGCUUACGUCUGCAGCUAUUUUUUGUUACUUAGUCAACUUGUCAACACUGUGCAAGACAUAGAUUUGCUGAUCAAAGAUGGAGUGGUCGAGAACUUGCUAGGCAGCAACAAAUCGGUGGAAAAGCUUAUUAACUCACUCUGUGUGCAUAUUGUCGAGCACAUUUCCUGCUAUUUUAAAAUAUGUGACGAUCUUAAUGAGCACUAUGAGACCAGUGUGUGCAAUCGCCGAAUGGCAAAGCUGAAACAAGUUUACUUCAAGGAUCUUUGGACAGGCAGUGCAACUAUACUUGGAUUCGUUGUCCUAAUUUUCUCAAUUGUUGGUACCAUCAAUUCACUCACCUCUCAUAGAUCACCAAAAAGUCCAACUCAAUGGUAUGAUGAAAACAAUCUUAGGCUAAGACUUUUUCCUUUCUCAUUAAAGGAUAAGGCUAAGGAUUGGUUGUACAAGAUUCGGGUGGCGAGUAUCACCUCAUGGGAUGAGAUGAAUGCCGCAUUUCUCAAGAAGUACAUUCCACCAUCCAAGAGAAAUGCAUUAAGGAACUCCUUCAUGAUUUUCCAAGAGUUUCCAUCGGAAUUGUUUCAUGAGUCUUGGGAGAGAUUCAAUUACAUGGAACAAAAUUGUCUUAAUCAUGAUGUGAAGAAGUGGCUUUUGUUGAGCACCUUCUAUAAUGGAUCAAGCCAUAAGACUAAAAGAAGAAUUGACAAUGCUUAUCAAAGGAGCUUCAUGGAGAAGAUUGAUAUUGAAGCGGAAAUGAUUCUUGACUCACUAGCCGAGACAUCAAAACUCUAUGAUAAUCAAAGUGAUAUGAGGCCGGUGAAGGAAGCCAUUGUGAUUUUGAAUGAUCAAUAA